AUGAUUAAUGAUCACACUAAUGAAAUCAGAAAAAUUAUUGAAAAACAAACUGCUAUCUCUGAGGUGAAAACCAUCAAUUAUGCUGUUCUCCCUCCUAUAGGCUCGGCUGUACAACGUUCUACUGCUGCUAGAAAACCUCCUUCUCCUCCUUUGACAAGAAACCAGACAUCGUUAUUGCCAAACGAAGAUUUUGAUCGAAUGAGUUUAUUGGCAGCUCGUCGGUCUACUCCUCUCAUCAGAAAUACCUCGGUGCCUCUGUUGAACCUUCAUGAAUUACCUGAAGAUGAACUUCUAACCACACGACCACCCGAAAGCUCAUUUCGUCAUGAUCCUGUAUUCUCGUCUUCAACAAAGAAAAUGUCCAGAAUUAAUGAUGUAAUGCUGUCUGCUCAUGACACAAACGGUUCUGCUGAGAAUGAUGAUGUAGAAAAGAUAAAAGCAGUCAAGAAAACGUUUGCUAAAAUUCCUAAUUCAAUGCCAGAUUUAGACGGGUUACAUAAUGCUUGUGAAGUCAUGUCGGAGAAUCGAUUGACUAAGAUUUUAGAAGCUUGCCGAUUGUAUGAUCGAGAGAGUAGGGGUUACCUGAAUGCUCCAACCAUCGUGAAAUGUAUAGGAGAAGUAAUUCCGAGUUCUCAUUCACGAACAUCUCCUUAUAGAGAUUUACUUGAUUAUAUGUCUCCUAAUGGAGAGCUUAUCAAUUAUGCUAACUUAUUAGAUUUAUUCCAAAAAGAACUAGCUCUUCAUUCUACUCAGAACUUCGAAUUAAUACUGCCUGAACUCCUUCAAAAACCCAUAAACUGGAAACUUUUUCGUUUGCCUCUGUCUCCUUCACCUAGUCAAGAAGCUAAAGAGCGAGGAAGAGCAGAGGUAAUGGUGGAGAUUGAAGUGCUUCUAAUGCGACAUCCUGAAUUUGAUUUGAACAGAAUCAAGAUGGCUACGACCAAAUCUGAAAUCGAACGAACGGAAAUGCUGAUGAUUCUUGAGUUAUACGGUUAUAAACAAUAUUUUGAGCCUUUCAUACAAAGAUUAUAUAACAGCUUCUCCACACGCGAUGACAAGUUCCACUUUUCUGCCUUUGUGGGAUGUUUGGAUAACAUAAAGCCUUAUAGGAUUACGGGUGCGCGAGAGGAAGCGCUUGAAGAACCUCCAUGGUUAUCAAAACCUCUCCAGAAGUUAUCAAAACCAGAAACUUGA
Auanema sp. JU1783 is the source of this 1194-nucleotide messenger RNA. Lineage: Eukaryota; Metazoa; Nematoda; Chromadorea; Rhabditida; Rhabditidae. The record is from the annotation of a GenBank genome assembly.